AUGAACGAGAAAAAGCUAACGCUGAUGACGGAACUGCAUAAACCUGCACGCCGGAAUUACCCGCGUCGCCGUGUAGACGUGCGCGGCAUCAACGAGACCUGGCAGGCGGAUCUUGUUAAUAUGAUGUCAUACGCAGGACAAAACAAAGGCUAUGGGUACAUGCUCACAGUCAUUGAUAUUUUUUCAAAGUAUGCGUGGGCAGUGCCGAUUAAGAGCAAGUCCGGGGAUGAUGUUACAAAGGCCAUGGAAUCUGUGCUAACUCAAGGACCUGCUGCGAUCUUAUCGGCUUACAACAACACGAAACACCGAACCAUAAGAAUGAAACCAUCGGAUGUCACCGUUGCGAACGAAAGGCUGGUAUUACGUCAGUCGUACGAAGAGAUCAGAGCGAAACCUUCCAAACCGGUAAAGUUCAAAACCGGUGACAAUGUUCGAAUCAACAAGUUAAAAAACGUCUUUGAGAAAGGUUAUACUCCCAAUUGGACGACUAAAAUAUUUACAAUAAGCCAAGUAGAAAAUACCAAUCCUGUGACGUACAAGCUCAAAGACUACCAAGGUCGAGCCAUCGCUGGUGGUUUCUACGAACAGGAGCUCCUCAAGGUUGAACAUUCGGACAUCUAUCUCGUGGAAAAGGUGCCCCAGAAGCGGGGAAAAAAAUUAUACGUCAAGUGGCUAGGUUUUGACAAUACACACAACAGUUGGACAAAUGAAUCUGAUAUGUAA
Diprion similis is the source of this 723-nucleotide messenger RNA. RefSeq lists its product as uncharacterized. The record is from RefSeq and is a predicted model, not a curated record. Lineage: Eukaryota; Metazoa; Arthropoda; Insecta; Hymenoptera; Diprionidae. Gene Ontology annotation, biological process: DNA integration. Bases 1 to 723 code for a protein of 240 amino acids. The transcript is spliced from 3 exons. Gene Ontology annotation, molecular function: nucleic acid binding.